AUGUCUUUGGGAACCUUGGAAAGCAGCAGCAACAUUUCCUCCACCUUUCUGCUGAGUGGCAUUCCUGGGCUGGAGCACAUGCACAUCUGGAUCUCCAUCCCAUUGUGCUUCAUUUACCUGGUUUCCAUCCUGGGCAACUGUACUAUCCUUUUUAUCAUUAAAACAGAGCCCUCACUCCAUGAGCCUAUGUACCUCUUCCUGUCCAUGCUGGCUGUGACUGAUCUGGGUCUGUCUCUUUGCACCCUCCCUACAGUGCUAGGCAUCUUUUGGAUUGGGGCGCGAGAUAUUGGUCACGAUGCCUGUUUUGCCCAGCUCUUUUUCAUUCACUGUUUGUCCUUCCUAGAGUCCUCUGUGCUGCUGUCUAUGGCCUUUGACCGCUUUGUGGCCAUUUGUCGCCCCUUGCACUAUGCUUCCAUUCUCACCAACACAGUCAUUGGCAGGAUUGGCCUGGUUUCCCUGGGUCGCAGUGUAGCACUCAUUUUCCCAUUGCCUUUUAUGCUCAAAAGAUUCUCCUAUUGUGGCUCUGCACUUCUCUCACAUUCCUAUUGUCUCCAUCAAGAAGUAAUGAAAUUGGCCUGUGCAGACAUCAAAGCCAACAGCAUCUAUGGCAUGUUUGUCAUUGUUUCAACAGUGGGUGUAGACUCACUGCUCAUUCUCUUCUCCUAUGCCCUGAUCCUGCGUACUGUGCUGUCUAUUGCAUCCAGGGCUGAGAGAUUCAAAGCUCUCAACACCUGUGUUUCCCAUAUAUGUGCUGUGCUCCUCUUCUACACUCCCAUGAUUGGUUUGUCCAUCAUCCACCGGUUUGGGAACAAGGCACCUCAUCUUGUCCAAGUGAUCAUGGGCUUUGUGUACCUUCUAGCCCCUCCCCUGAUGAACCCCAUAGUCUAUAGUGUGAAGACCAAACAGAUCCGAGAUCGUGUGGCCCAUGCCUUUUGUUAG
Herpailurus yagouaroundi (jaguarundi) is the source of this 939-nucleotide messenger RNA. Its product is annotated as olfactory receptor 51G2. Gene Ontology annotation, biological process: G protein-coupled receptor signaling pathway. Gene Ontology annotation, molecular function: G protein-coupled receptor activity; olfactory receptor activity. The record is from RefSeq and is a predicted model, not a curated record. Bases 1 to 939 code for a protein of 312 amino acids. Lineage: Eukaryota; Metazoa; Chordata; Mammalia; Carnivora; Felidae. Gene Ontology annotation, cellular component: plasma membrane. The transcript has a single exon.